Messenger RNA from Mytilus trossulus (common blue mussel), 1261 nucleotides. Its product is annotated as D-beta-hydroxybutyrate dehydrogenase, mitochondrial-like. The transcript has 6 exons. Gene Ontology annotation, molecular function: oxidoreductase activity. Gene Ontology annotation, cellular component: intracellular membrane-bounded organelle. Bases 45 to 1136 code for a protein of 363 amino acids. Gene Ontology annotation, biological process: steroid metabolic process. The record is from RefSeq and is a predicted model, not a curated record. Lineage: Eukaryota; Metazoa; Mollusca; Bivalvia; Mytilida; Mytilidae.
GUAUACAUAAGUUUUGAGAAAGACAAACAAUAUCGGACGUUAAAAUGAAUAUAACUAUAGUUUAUCGGAUGCUUAUGUUUUUUUUCUUAUCAUUUUUGACGAUCAAUAUUUGCAUUAAUUAUUACGUGUACCUUAUUUCUUUAUUAGUAUUGAAAAUAACGUACAGUUAUAUGGAACCAAAGUUUAGAGAACUUUUGCCUGUGGAUAAGAAAGCUGUUCUCAUUACUGGAUGCGAUACGGGUUUUGGACACUUCAUUUCUAUUCGACUAGCUAAAGACGGUUUUAUAGUGUAUGCGGGAGUAUUAGAUUUAAAUGGCAGAGGAGCAAACAAAUUAAAAGAUAGAAAGUUACCAAAUCUGCACUUAGUACAGUUAGAUGUAACAAAUUCUGUGCACAUACAAGAAGCUGUGAAUCGUGUACAGAAAACAUCCGGAGGUUUAUGGGGAGUUAUAAACAAUGCAGGAUUUGGUAUACCCGGAGACAUCGAGUUCUGUUUACUAGACCAUUAUAGAAAAUGUCAGGAAGUUAAUCUGAACGGUCAAAUCGCAAUCGUCAAAGCCUUUCUACCAAUGAUUCGUAAAUCUAAAGGUAGAAUUGUGAAUGUAUCCAGUGUAAUGGGGAGAUUUCCAUGGCCAGGUCGUUCAAACUAUGUUAUUACUAAACAUGGAAUAGAGACCAUGACGGAUUCCUUACGAUUAGAAAUGGCAAAGUUUGGCGUCGGCGUUUCUAUGAUAGAGCCUGGAGCAUUUUCCCACGCUACUGGAUUUACGUCUGAUGAAGUGUGUAAGCAGUUGAAAAAAUAUGUUGAUGAUAUGUGGAAUGGAUCUACGCCGGAAGUGAAAGAAACCUAUGGUGAAAAGUAUGCUUACUUGGUAUACAAGAUGUUCUUAGAGUUCAACGCCGACUACAAGGAAGCAAAUGCAGAGAAAGUUCUCGUUCCUAUAAUGGAUGCCAUGGUUGAUGCUUUAGUUAAUAUUCGACCUAAACCACGGUAUCUUGUUCCAGGCGGAACUGGCUUGUAUGACGUUUUUGCUCUUUAUCCAAUCUUCAAUCCAUAUUUGCCAGAAUUCAUCUCAGAUUUUAUCAUAAGCCGUCAUUCAGGAUGUUAUAAAUCCAUAGCUGAACAAACCAAAUAGUCUGUAUACAUAUGCUGUUGUAAGGGAUGAUGUUUAUAGAAACUAUUAUACACGACGAUAAUUAUAACGUAUUUGAUAUAUGAAUAUAGAUAGAUAUCAUCAAAUAAAUAGAUAUAUUGACACAA